CUUCAUACAGUGAUCAUUUAAAGACACUGAGGAUAUGAAGCACUCGUCAUCAUCAGUAAAUCUGGACGCUCACUGUGAAGAUAUGAAGGAUGACUGUGCAUGGAUGACAGAUCUGAGAUCAGUAAACAGCCGUUUGCAGCUUUCUGCACCCCGCUGUAAUUUCAGACUCCAACACAAAACAAAAAUCCAUCUCUGCUGACUUCCUGAGGCUCAUCCUGCCUUUGAAAUGUUCAUGUCAGAGUGUAAACACACACACACACACACACACACACACACACACACACACACACACACAGGGGGCGGGCCGCGUCUCGACGGCAGGUAAAGCACUGAGAGCUCACCUGUAACAUCACUCAGGUGUGUGAGGAUACAGAGACAGGAGAGCCGGAUCCUCUUAGGGCUUUCAAAGAGCAGCAGAAGCCGUUUUCCGAGCGUCUAUCAUUGAGACCGGGGAAGAGGAUGAUGCUUCCUCACCUCAGGAAACGCACGCUAAUCCAUCAGUCUUAGACAAACUUCCUUGGGCUUGGCUUUCAUUUAUGAACGAACGACACCAAUAGCAACUCGACACUCUCAACAUGGACGCGUCCCUCCAGGACUCUCACUGCCGUUUGGGCAGGAGCAGUAGGUAUUGUGCGCCCUCUGGUGGUUACCGAGGGAAUGAUGUCCACUCAGAUCCGCUGGGUCGCUCGCUGCCGCUGUUCUUAUACCCGACCCAUGUGGAGCAGCGAGUCUACGACGGCUCGUACUGUGGGGGAGCAUCACUGCUGUCCUACCUGCCGCCGUUCCACGGCAGCUUCGGUGUCUACGAAUGUCCGUUCGAGCCCGCCUUCAUCCAGAAGCGCAAUGAGCGGGAACGCCAGCGAGUGAAAUGCGUGAACCAGGGAUACGCCAAACUACGCGACCACCUUCCCAACGGAACCACGGACAAGCGGCUGAGCAAAGUGGAGACGCUGCGGGCGGCCAUCCGCUACAUCAAGUACCUGCAGGAAUUGGUGGAGAACGCGGGCAGCGGCGAGGAGAACGGAGAAGCGUCACCUCUUUCCAUUUCCGAAUCGUCUUCCGAGGAGUCUGUUGGGAGUUAAAGACGUUCAAAAAACAUUGUAUUCUAACAACUUUUAUCAUGCACCACCUUUGAUUCUGAGUGAUUCUCAUAUAUCAGCAUGUGUUUCGGUUACGCAAAACCACAAUUCUACAAUCUAAUUCAAAAGAGAGAUCAAAGAAAUGUGUCAAUAAAUACAGAAGUUUAAUUAAGUUUGGCCUUCAAUAAACUAAUGAAAUCUUCUGAAAUGAGUUUUGGUGGUUGCUCGUGUGACGUCUACUAUUGAGAGUGUGGUUUCUCAGACUGGGACAUGAGGGCACAGGGGUCACGGCGCCCAAAAAAGCCUUGAAAUCAACACAACACCCUGUUCUGCCUUUGAACUCUGUGUGAUCAUGUAAACUGUGAUUUUAAACUGUUCUUAAAU
Megalobrama amblycephala (Wuchang bream) is the source of this 1463-nucleotide messenger RNA. Its product is annotated as achaete-scute homolog 5-like. Lineage: Eukaryota; Metazoa; Chordata; Actinopteri; Cypriniformes; Xenocyprididae. Gene Ontology annotation, molecular function: DNA-binding transcription factor activity, RNA polymerase II-specific; RNA polymerase II transcription regulatory region sequence-specific DNA binding; protein dimerization activity. The record is from RefSeq and is a predicted model, not a curated record. The transcript is spliced from 2 exons. Bases 576 to 1082 code for a protein of 168 amino acids. Gene Ontology annotation, biological process: regulation of transcription by RNA polymerase II; developmental process.